This is a messenger RNA of Polyodon spathula (Mississippi paddlefish), 3257 nucleotides long. Its product is annotated as putative histone-lysine N-methyltransferase PRDM6. Gene Ontology annotation, molecular function: protein binding; histone methyltransferase activity. The coding region runs from base 320 to 1990 and encodes 556 amino acids. The transcript has 8 exons. NCBI's taxonomy places the organism in Eukaryota, Metazoa, Chordata, Actinopteri, Acipenseriformes, Polyodontidae. The record is from RefSeq and is a predicted model, not a curated record. Gene Ontology annotation, cellular component: nucleus.
UUUAAAAACCCAAACACUAUCGCAAUGGUGGAGACAGAUGUUAGGUUGUAUUUUUGAUCCAGUGUUAACUCCCCCAUCCCUUGUGUUGUGUGCUGUCGUAAAGCCCACGUGCCCUCUCUCAAGCCUACUAGUGAUCAGAGAGCAAGCGAGAAGAGGGGAAGCACAGAUAUUGUACACUCGGACUUGGAGCUUGACUAGAGAACACCUCAUAUCCCAUAAACAAAGGGAUUAUGAUUUAAGGAUCUGGAAUAUUCACUCCGGAGCCAUUGUGAGUGACGAGGAAAAUACAUAUUUUUGAAUAAACUGGCCCCAGUUGGAGAUGCUGAAGCCCGGUGACCCCAGCGGAUCUGCUUUCUUGAAGGUAGAUCCAGUCUACAUUCAGCACUGGCAGCAGCUUUUCCCGCAAAGCCAACUAAAGACCGGAGCCCUGAGUCAGCUGCAGCCCCACGAGAGAGCAGAUCUCCCGGUAGAAAGUCUCCGCCAGCACCCGACUUCCAUCUCCUCCUCCUCCGCCUCAACCCCAUCAUCGUCAUCCUGCUCAUCCUCCUCGUUAGCAGGGUUAACCCAGUUGUCUGUGCCCCAGAUUGCACUUUUUGGACACUCGCAGUGCCCCGAAAUCCCCACAUCGGUACUCGGCGGUCAAAGCAAAGAGCUGUAUUCAUUUUCCCAGUGUAAAAACGACAGAGGACCAAGAAUUAAAUUCACCCCCGAGGAGUUAGACUACUACCUCUAUGGACAGCAGAGAAUGGAAAUUAUUCCUUUGAACAAUCACACCAGCGACCCAAAUAACCGUUGUGACAUGUGUGUUGAUAACCGGAAUGGUGAGUGCCCCAUGCAUGGCCCCCUGCACUCAUUGCGGAGACUGGUGGGAACAAGCAGCUCGGCUGCCUCCGUCCCCCCACCAGAGAUCCCCGAGUGGCUGCGGGAUCUUCCCAGGGAAGUGUGCCUCUGCACCAGCACCGUGCCAGGACUGGGAUAUGGAAUUUGUGCAGCACAGAGGAUCCCGCAGGGCACAUGGAUUGGUCCCUUUCAGGGAGUUCCACUGCUGCUGGACAAACCCAAACCUGGAGUUGGGAGGAACUCGCGACACUUGUGGGAGAUAUAUGACCAAGAAGGGACAUUACAGCACUUUAUCGAUGGCAGCGAGCCCAGCAAGUCUAGCUGGAUGAGGUACAUCCGCUGUGCAAGGCACUGUGGGGAACAGAACAUGAUGGUGGUUCAAUACAGGUCAUGUAUUUUCUACAGAGCGUGCAUGGACAUCCCCCGUGGGACAGAGUUGCUGGUGUGGUACAACGACAGCUACACAUCCUUCUUUGGAAUCCCACUGCAGUGUAUCGCACAAGAUGAAAACUUGAAUGUCCCUGCAUCUGUAAUGGAAGUAAUGUCCCGUCAGGAGACACUACAGCCCUCCUUUACCAAGACUAGCAAAGGUCCUUCCUCCGUGCUGCUUCGCUCCAUGGUCUUCCCACACACCUCGUGCACUAGAAGCUUCUCACUUUUGGACAAGCCAGGCCAAGUAGAAUCUGGGUUUAACCAAAUGAAUGGCAAAAACCAGCGGGUCCUUGUGAGUCCUACUUCAACAAGCCAACUGAGCUCUGAGUUCAGUGACUGGCAUCUCUGGAAAUGUGGUCAGUGCUUUAAGACUUUCACCCAGCGUAUCCUUCUCCAGAUGCAUGUGUGCACACAGAACCCAGACAGGCCUUACCAGUGCGGCCACUGCUCCCAGUCCUUUUCCCAGCCUUCGGAACUCCGAAAUCAUGUUGUCACCCAUUCGAGCGACAGGCCUUUCAAAUGUGGCUACUGCGGCCGCGCCUUUGCCGGAGCGACAACCCUCAACAACCACAUCCGUACACACACCGGGGAGAAGCCAUUCAAGUGCGAGAGGUGUGAUCGGAGCUUCACGCAAGCCACCCAGCUGAGUCGACACCAGAGGAUGCCCAACGAGUGCAAGCCAAUAAUGGAGAGCACAGAAUCAAUUGAAGUGGAUUAACUGAUUGACUGGCCAGAAUUAAACUGCAAGGAAAGUCAUGAUUAAAUGUCACGGACACUUAAGCAAAACCAAAGAUUUCCUCUGAGCAACUUUCAAUCAGUCCCAGAAAACCAAAAGCAGUAAUAAAAUGAGUAAGAUGUUAAGAGAUAUUGAUCCCGGCAUGGAUGAGAGACCUGGGGGAAAAAAAAGAAGAGAUGAUUUAUUUAUGACUGGGGAUCACAGUACUUUCGAUGAAUCUGGGACUGCACGGACUCCCGAGUCGCUCCAUCUAUAGCUUUAUUUCCGAAAGCCUUUCCUACCAUUGUUUAAUACCAAAGCUAGAAGAAUAUUUGGGUAAGACUAGUGUCUACUUUAUUGACUGAGAAUGCACAAAGACCUUUCUUCUUUUGGUUGCACCUUUUUUUAAGCAUGAUUUAAAAAGGGUUCACAAGAUGGCCCUUUUUUAUUUUGUCUUGAUGUGGAUAUCAUUAAAAUACAUGUGAUGUUUGGACACUGAUAUGAAAGAGACAUUGAACCAAACACUCAACUGUAAAAUACAAAACCAAAGGAUAUUUAACUAACUCCCAUUGCUCUUGUAUAAUGUUUAGUGCACUUUUUAAUGAUGUUGACUUAUUUUUCUUUUGGUAAAAGUAAACAGAGUAGCUGGCCACAUGAAUGUAUAUUAUUGAUGCAAAGUUCUGAUUUAAAUCAUUGUGUAAAAACAUACUGAAAAAAUGUAUUUCCUCAUGUGCAAAUGAAAAGUAUUUAAGAAUGGAAAAUGUUGACUAUCAAGAUGCCAAAGUACAGAUUCCAAGGAACUGUUUUGCUUAUAUCAAAAAUAUACUAAUUCAAUCCAAAACAUAUUGAUCCACACUCUAGCAAUUUUUUCAAGAACUCAUUCCAGGUAACUAAGUUGGGCCCAGCAAUGAUACAUUAAUAGGAAAACAAACCUGGCUAAAAGUCAAAAUGUGCUAACUCCAUAAUCUUAAUAAAGGAGUUGUAUUAUAUUUUGUUGUGAUUGCAAAGUUUCCACCCAACUAUUUCAAGAAUAAUGAAACUGUUUGUACUGUAACUUGCAACUAUGUUGUUUCUUGUCAUUUUUACAAUAAAUUAAAAUUGAAACAAACUUUGCUUGUACUUCAAAAUAUGACGCUUUGCCUCCUAGCCACAUAGCUUCCCUUUGCCAGACCAUAUUCAUUAUUUUUUAAAACAUACCAGAACUGUACUUAUUAAAGAUUUAUGAAAUGGAUUCCAGCACAAUGCCAAAGCCUGUAAAACUCUGUAUAUG